UGCCACCAAGGAAACUUUCCUUUGAGCGAUUGAGAGAGCCAGAGGAAGAAGCAAUGGGAGGUGGCACCGGCGCCGGCACCGCGGUACUCCGCGAUGUUUCGCCGUCGACUCUACUGGCCAGCGCCGCCGCCAUCGCCAUGAUGUGGUUCGUAGUGCAGAUGCUUGAGUGGGCCUGGUGGAGCCCAAGGCGCAUGGACCGGGUUCUGAGGGCCCAGGGCCUCAGGGGCACCCAGUACCGAUUCCUCAAAGGCGAUCUCAAGGAGGAGCAGCGGCUCAAGGGGGAGGCCUGGUCCAGGCCCGUGCCCAUGGAUCGGGCACACGACAUUUUCCCGCGCGUCGCGCCUCUCCUCCACCGUGUCAUGAAGGACCACGGUAAGGUUUCAUUCACAUGGUUUGGGCCAUACCCAAGAAUAACAAUCGGCGACCCGGAGUUGGUUCGAGAAGUUCUAUCGAAUAAAUUUGGGCAUUUCGAGAAAACAAAGCUAGUCCGCCUUGCGCGGUUACUUGUUGGCGGGCUCGCAACCCUUGACGGUGAACAAUGGGCCAAACAUAGAAGGAUUAUGAAUCCAGCCUUUCAUGCAGAAAAGCUAAAGCGGAUGUUGCCAUCAUUCUCUGCCUCCUGCAGCGACCUAAUUAGCAGAUGGGAGAAUUCAGCCAGUCUUUCUGUUGGAGAAAUAGAGCUUGAUAUUUGGUCAGAGCUCCAGAGUUUAUCAGGGGAUGUCAUUUCAAGAGCUGCAUUCGGCGUUACCAGCCAAGAGGGAAGUCGGAUUUUCCUCCUUCAAACAGAGCAAGCAGAACGCCUUAUUCAAUCUUUCCGGACUAAUUACAUCCCAGGCUUCUCGCUAUUGCCAACAAAAAACAACAGAAGGAUGAAGGCUAUAAAUACAGAGAUAGAACAGAUGCUAAGGGGCAUAAUAGAGAAGAGACAGCAGUCUAUGAAAAAUGGAGUGAUUCACAAUGAUGAUCUACUUGGCUUGCUACUGGAGGCAAAUACAGAUUACAGCGACGCCGAUGGCAAAUCUAGCAAGGGGAUGACCAUGGAAGAUGUAAUUGGUGAAUGCAAGUUGUUUUACUUUGCAGGAAUGGAGACUACCGCCGUGCUGCUUACAUGGACGAUUGUGGUGCUAAGCAUGCACCCGGAGUGGCAGGAUCGUGCCAGGGAGGAGGUUCUGCAGGUCUUUGGGCAAAACAAACCAGAUUUAAAUGGCAUUAACCGCCUCAAAAUUGUUGCCAUGGUAUUUAACGAGGUCCUGCGUCUGUACCCGCCCGUGGUGCUCAUUAACCGCCGGACAUACAAGGAGAUAGAGCUGGGAGGCGUCACCUACCCUCCGGGCGUGAUGCUUGCGCUGAACAUCAUGUCCAUCCACCGUGACCCUGCCAUAUGGGGGGAUGACUCCGACGAGUUCAACCCGGUGAGGUUUGCAGAGGGCGUGACCAAGGCGUGCAGCGACCCAGGGGCCUUCUUCCCCUUCAGCUGGGGGCCGAGGAACUGCAUCGGUCAGAACUUCGCGCUGCUUGAGGCCAAGGUGGCCAUCAGCAUGAUCCUUCAGCGCUUCACGUUCGAGCUCUCGCCGUCCUACGUGCACGCGCCCUGUACCGUCCUCACACUGCACCCGCAGCAUGAUGUCCCCCUUAGGCUGCGCCGUCUCUGAAUCGACCGUCGUCCUAAAAUAUUAUGUAUUUGUGCACAUCCAAAGUUUCCUGGAGAAAAAUGUUUCUGAACAUCUGAUGCUAAAGCAUAAAUGCCAUUUUCAGGCAAUAUAUAGAAAUCAGAGCCGAUGUAUUGAUA
This is a messenger RNA of Lolium perenne, 1789 nucleotides long. RefSeq names its product cytochrome P450 CYP72A616. The record is from RefSeq and is a predicted model, not a curated record. NCBI's taxonomy places the organism in Eukaryota, Viridiplantae, Streptophyta, Magnoliopsida, Poales, Poaceae. Gene Ontology annotation, molecular function: oxidoreductase activity, acting on paired donors, with incorporation or reduction of molecular oxygen; monooxygenase activity; iron ion binding.